GCACCCCAAUUCUGGGAAACAUCAACUUCGGCCUACAGAUGCAUCGGCAAAAUUUACAAAAAAGGAGCCUAUUAUACACAAGAGGAUGUCGUAUGGCAUGCAUGGCAAGCCAUCCUCAACAUCUAUUUUCCACAAGUCGUGGCGACACCAAAUGGCAUAUCCUGGUCUGUUGAACGAGAGGCCUGCAGAGGCUUGCCUCCCGGACAAACUCCCUCAGGCACCAAGCCGGACGUAAUUGAGGUCAGAUUGAAUCCAAUCGUGGUGCUUCCAGGCCGUCCCUCUAGGACUCAAGGCAGAGAUUUCCUGUGGGUGGAA
Molecule: messenger RNA, 315 nt
Organism: Lindgomyces ingoldianus
Lineage: Eukaryota; Fungi; Ascomycota; Dothideomycetes; Pleosporales; Lindgomycetaceae
Exons: 1
Source: RefSeq, a predicted model, not a curated record